CUUCAGUUGUGGAGGGUCAAAAGGGUAUUAUUCCUCGAGCCAUUCAAGAAAUAUUUCAAAACAUCAGUGAAAAUCCUAGCAUUGACUUUAGUAUUAAAGUGUCUUAUAUAGAAGUAUACAAGGAAGAUCUAAGAGAUCUUUUAGAAUUGGAGACAUCCAUGAAGGAUCUUCAUAUUCGAGAAGAUGAAAAAGGAAACACAGUGAUUGUUGGAGCCAAGGAAUGCCAUGUGGAGAAUGCAGAUGAAGUGAUGAGCCUUCUGGAGAUGGGGAAUGCAGCGAGACAUACAGGUACCACCCAAAUGAAUGAGCACUCCAGUAGAUCACAUGCAAUUUUUACAAUCAGCAUUCGCCAAGUUAAGAAAAAUAUGGAGGCAGCUAAAGAUGCAUCAUGGUAUUCCCAUUGCCAUAUCGUCUCAAAGUUCCACUUCGUGGAUUUGGCUGGAUUAAAAAGAGUAACCAAAACAGGGAAUACUGGUGAACGGUUCAAAGAGUCCAUUCAAAUCAACAGUGGGUUGCUAGCUUUAGGAAAUGUUAUAAGUGCUCUUGGGGACCGACGCAGGAAGAGUUCACAUAUUCCGUACAGGGAUGCUAAAAUCACCCGGCUUCUGAAAGAUUCCCUGGGAGGCAGUGCCAAGACUGUCAUGAUCACAUGUGUCAGCCCAUCUUCCUCAGAUUUUGAUGAGUCCUUAAAUGCUCUCAAAUAUGCCAGCAGAGCACGGAACAUUAGAAACAAACCUACCGUAAACUUCAGCCCCGAGUCAGACCGUAUGGACGAAAUGGAAUUUGAGAUUAAGUUGCUUCGAAAAGCUUUACAAAGCCAGCAGACUAGUAUCAGCCAAACUAGCGAGAUCCAUCGAGAGGGGACUCCUGAUAAAAAUAGGAUCCAUUCUCUUGAGGAGCGAGUAGCUGAGCUACAAGAAGAAUGUCUGGGUUACCAAAAUUGUAUAGAAGAAGUCUUUAACUUCCUGGUUGACUUAAAAGGUGCUGUCAGACUAAACCAAAAUCAGCAACACAAACUGCAGGAGUGGCUUAAGAUGACCCGGGAGGUCGGGAAGCCUGUCCUUACCUCUUUCCGAGAAAACCAAGAAACCGGAAACCUGGAAGAAGGAGAACAGCGUAUUAGACUUCUCCAGCUCAGGAGGGAGCUUAAGAAAUGCCAGUGCGCUCUUGCUGCUGAUGAAGUCGUAUUUAAUCAGAAAGAACUGGAGGUGAAGGACCUGAAGAAUCAAGUGCAAAUGAUGGUACAGGAAAAUGAAGGCCAUGUUGUAUCUUUGCAAGAAGUACAAAAAGUGAAUAGAUUGCAGUGUUUGGAUAANGAAAAAAUAAUAGAACAACAACUUCUUUUGGAUCAGCUGAGUGAAGAACUAACAAAACUUAACCUGUCAAUGACUUCUUCAGCUAAGGAAAAUUGUGGAGAUGGGCCAGAUAGCAGGAUCCCUGAAAAAAGACCAUAUACUCUACCAUUUGAUACUGUUUUGGGACAUUAUAUUUAUAUCCCGUCGAGACAAGAUUCCAGGAAGGUGUACACGAGUCCUCCUGUGUGCUCUCCGGAUGCAAUACUCGCUGGCUUUCGAACGCGGAGCCAGGUGCAAGAGCAAGAUCAAAUCCUUCACCACCAGUUUUCUGAUGACAGUGAAGAUAAGGAAUCAAAAGGCCGAGAGAAGUCUGUAAUUAGAUGUGGAAGUUACUUACGGAAAAAGCCAGACUCUGUUUGUUCUUCGGUCAGAUUUAAUGAUACUCAGGAUGAAACACAAAAGUCAAGGCUGCGGAAUGAAG
Molecule: messenger RNA, 1776 nt
Organism: Galeopterus variegatus (Sunda flying lemur)
Lineage: Eukaryota; Metazoa; Chordata; Mammalia; Dermoptera; Cynocephalidae
Product: kinesin-like protein KIF27
Exons: 6
Biological process (GO): microtubule-based movement; mitotic spindle organization
Molecular function (GO): microtubule motor activity; microtubule binding; ATP binding
Source: RefSeq, a predicted model, not a curated record